UCAAAAUGGCCCUGUAGGUUGAAUGGCUGUAAUAAGCUCUCCAUCUUGCAGUAAUGCAAGUAAAUUAUUAAUGCAGUAACUUCCAGUGUUAGGUUUAUUUUUUUUCAACAAAAGUUUCACAAAUUAUUCUCAGAAAAAAAAUUAAUAAAUGAUAAAUGUCUGAAAAUUGCCUUGCAAGCUGAGUAAGGGCAGUCUUUGUGAUUGAUGGGUUUUGGUGCUUUCUCACUAGCAAGCAGACUGUGCUCAAAAGUGAAAACAGAGAUAUCUAAGCUUCUUUAACAUAUCUUUCUUCCAGGGACAAAGCAGUAAAUGUGAGGUGAUGGAUGUGUGGGUAGCCCACUGCCUGCUCCUCUGGGCUGUGCACUUCUUCCCAGCUGCAUCACGCACUGCUCUCAGGGUAAGCUUCAUUAGACCUGAGACUGAUAAUCAGCAAGAAGACUGUAUAAAUCUUAUUCCCUGCAAAGAUAAUGGAGCUAUUUGUAUUCAGGCUUGUUCUCCCUCCUUCCAUGGGGAGACAAGCUUUGUCUGUGAAGACAGAAAGUGGCAAAUGUUCACAGAUGCCUGUGCAAACCUGGAUGUUCAGUCCCUUUUUCAGAGGAUUUCUGUGCGUGAUCUCCUUCCAAGCUCUGGAGGACAUGUUAGUGUGGCUGGAGGACAACUUCCUUUUGUAGGGAAAGGAAAGCCAGUGCAUGGGAAGCCUGGAGAUGCAGGAAAAUAUUUUGGUUCUGAUGACCUUGGCAAUAGUAACUGCCAAGCUGAUUUUUCAUGCAUCAUCCCAGAUAUCCUGUCUUCACCAGCCAUUCCAGGAAAUAUUGCUGAUAUAGUGGAAUUGCUAAAGAAGAUUUCCCUGCUCUUAUCAGUGCAUGUUGAUAGAGGAAAAAUGCAGAGCUACAGCAGGAUAGCAAACCAUAUUCUGAACAGCUCUGUCAUUUCCAACUGGGCUUUUGUAAAAGACAGAAAUGCCAGUUCAAUAUUACUGGACUCGGUGAAUUUAUUUGCUGGGAAACUUCUUCUAAGGAAUGGGUCAGAAAGCAUACAGGAACACUUCAUCUCUACAAAAGGCUACAGUGUACAUAAAAAUACUUCAGGAAAGAGCUUUGAUUUUUCUAUGGAGUUUAAUACCACAGCCAAUAUCACUGGGCACGUGGUCAUUCCAAAAGAAGAGCUUUUGAAGUUACCCAAGACUUCCAAAGCCAUCAGCAUUGCAUUUCCAACACUUGGAGCCAUUAUAGAAACCAACCGAUUGGACCCUGUUUCUGUGAAUGGAAUGGUGUUAUCGGUGUCUCUGCCAGAAGAGCUCCGUCACGUUUUGCUCAUCUUUGAAAAGGUGAAUAAACUUGAGAAUGUCAAGGCUCAGUGUGUAGGGUGGCACUCUACUGAAAGGAGAUGGGAUAACAGGGCAUGCAAAAUGAAGUCUGACAACAUCAGCAGUGUUGUUUGCAUCUGCAAGCAUCACCAUCGGACAUUCAAAUCCUUCUCCAUUUUGAUGUCCCCCACCGUGCUGCGAAAUGCAGUGCUGGAUUACAUUACACGUGUAGGGUUAGGCCUUUCUAUUUUCAGCUUGGUUCUCUGCCUUAUCAUCGAGACUGUUGUCUGGCAUCAUGUAACAAAAACUGAAAUAACUUACAUGCGCCAUUUUUGUUUGAUCAACAUUGCUACAUCGCUUCUCAUUGCUGAUGUUUUGUUCAUCUUGGCUGCCAUUGUGCACAGUACAGCUCUAAACUACAAGCUGUGUGUAGCAGCCACUUUUUUCCUUCACUUUUUUUAUCUUGCCUUGUUUUUUUGGAUGUUUACCCUCAGCCUCUUGAUUCUCUAUGGAUUAUUACUCAUUUUUUUUAAGAUAACAAGAUCUGCAUUCAUAGCUACAGCAUUCUUUAUUGGAUAUGGAUGUCCCUUGGUCAUAUCUAUCCUCACUGUUGCUAUUACUGAACCAAAAAAUGGGUAUUUAAGGAGUGGAGCCUGCUGGCUCAAUUGGUAUGAGACAAAAGCCCUUUUGGCCUUUGUUGUACCUGCUCUGAGUAUCAUUGUUGUGAAUGUGGUGGUGGUGGUAGUGGUUGUGGUGAAGACUGGGCGAUCCUCUGUUGGAGAAGGCUGCAAGUCACAGGAUUUGAGCAGCAUGAUCCGAAUUAGCAAAAAUGUUGCCCUUCUGACACCUCUUCUGGGUCUUACCUGGGGGUUUGGAUUAGCAACGAUUGUCGACAGUCGCUCCCUGGCAUUCCACGUUACGUUUGCACUACUGAAUGCCUUCCAGGGAUUCUUCAUCCUGUUGUUUGGGACACUUCUGGAUAGAAAGACGAGAGAAGCCUUGAGGAUGAGCUGCCUUUCAUCAAGGCGGAAGUGUAGUCUAGCAAAGUCCUAGCAGUGGACAGUUGUCUUCAGUGCGUUUGACCAGUGGGAGAAAAAAGGAGCAUUUCUGACACAAAGGUCCUGGUUUGAGAUGAGCCGAAGUGGCUGACCGGCUUGGAGCAUGGACAGCACUGUCUUGGAGCACAACCACGGGAAACAUCGUGAAAACCAGAAGAGAAAAGGCCCUGACCCUGCUGUCAGGAGCAGGAAACCAUCAGUGUUGCUGCAACCCUUGGAGGAAAAUGCUGAUACAUAAAGGAUGUUUCUUACCUUCAUGAAAACUGCUAUGAGGAGAGUUUGUCCUCAUUUGCAAUUUCAGUUCUUCAUUUCUAUUUUUCCCAUGUCAGUGCAGCAAGGAGCUGUACAGCAUAUGGAGCUGUUCUAAAAUGAUUUAAUUUUUCAUGUGAUGUACCAAUAUUAAGUGUUAUCUAGCUGCUUUUGGAUGUCUUUGAUAAAAA
Pezoporus flaviventris is the source of this 2804-nucleotide messenger RNA. RefSeq names its product adhesion G protein-coupled receptor F4 (gene ADGRF4). Gene Ontology annotation, molecular function: G protein-coupled receptor activity. Gene Ontology annotation, biological process: cell surface receptor signaling pathway; G protein-coupled receptor signaling pathway. The transcript is spliced from 8 exons. The record is from RefSeq and is a predicted model, not a curated record. Gene Ontology annotation, cellular component: membrane. The coding region runs from base 320 to 2359 and encodes 679 amino acids. Lineage: Eukaryota; Metazoa; Chordata; Aves; Psittaciformes; Psittacidae.